This is a messenger RNA of Paralichthys olivaceus (Japanese flounder), 1942 nucleotides long. NCBI's taxonomy places the organism in Eukaryota, Metazoa, Chordata, Actinopteri, Pleuronectiformes, Paralichthyidae. The record is from RefSeq and is a predicted model, not a curated record.
CCAAUCCCACUGGUUCUGCGCCGAAGACUUACCCAGGCACAUCGGAGGUCUUCAGGGAGUCCAGCAGCACGACGGGGAUGGUGGUCGGCAUUGUGGCGGCAGCAGCACUGUGCAUUCUCAUCCUGCUCUACGCCAUGUAUAAAUACAGAAACAGAGAUGAAGGCUCGUACCACGUAGACGAGAGUCGCAACUACAUCAGUAACUCAGCGCAGUCCAACGGCACCGUAGUCAAAGAGAAACCAGUCAACACUGCAAAGACCUCGGGGAAGAAUAAGAAGAACAAGGACAAGGAGUAUUACGUGUGAUUUUCGAAACUUUGGUCUUUGCCAGACCAAAUUAAAGCGUUUAUCAAAAAGACAAAUCAGGACAUCAACAUGUGUACAGUAUAAUAACAAAGAUGAACAUUAUUUAGUCAUUUUUCCUAAAAGACGAUGCUCUGAAAAGUAAAUAUGAAAAAUGAAAAAAUAAAGACUCUUAAGCACUGGAGAUAGAAAACAUAUACAGUCCAGAAAGAGAAAGAUGGAAAAAUGGCUCUGGCAACCAGUUGAAAAAGAACUGAACACAUAUCUAACAUGUCAACCAACCAAACAACAUUAAUCCACCUGUGACUCGUUUCCUUGGCCAGGAACAUGUGAUCUAACUUCCUUGUUUUGGGUAAACAAGGAGGCAGAGAUGCACGUGUGACGAGACAGGUUCAGCAUUUCAAACUCAAUGUUGUCAUUUACAUUGCCUGUGUUUGUGUUGUUGAGACUUUUUCUAUGAGAGAAAAUGACACAAAGCAUAAAUGAAUACAUACAUAAAUGCGCCAAAUAUUUAAUGUGGGUGGAAGAGAAAAAAAAUCUGGUGACAACCGUGAACUUGGACAAAAAAAAAAAAUUACCUGAUGGACGCCCGUGGAAUCAGGCAAAGUACUCAACGAACAGGAGGUGACGGCCAGCGAAGACUUGACACCUGACUGACUGAGCUGCCGCAGCACGACUGUGAUUGUGGGGGGCAGUUUCUCUGGAAAGACUACAAUUUAAAAGAAGAAUAUGUCCAUUGUGCCAGUAAGAAAUCUGGAGGCCUUCGUCUUCACGUCAUGUGAACUCAAAGGGGAACGUUUCCUCCGAGUGCUGGGGGCGUCUGAAAAAGCGAUCACUCGGGAGCCAUGCACGCAAAAUUAUCUUAUUACAGUACAUAUGUUUAUAUACAGUACAACCACAUCUAUAUGUGCUUUCUGGACUGUGACAAAGUGGUGUUUUAUAGCCUGUUGUAUAGACGAUGCAAACUAUAACUGCUCCUCUACCAUUUUGGAAUAAAAAAAGAAAAAGGACAAAAAGAAGACAUAAGUGUUAUUAAGUGUUGCUAGUCAUAGAAGAUUUUAUGAAGACAUCUGCAUUUUUUUUUCUCAGUUGAAUAAUAAUAAUAAUUUGAUUUCCCCUUGUUUUUACAUGUGUUCCUAUAUAGUUUUUUAUACAAAUGCCAACCAGACGAUCCCGGACCAGUAGUAGCCGAAACCGUUCCCCAAAAACUGCAAAAGGCGUGACAUGACGACUUAUGUGGAUCUGUUAAAGAUUCCGGUUGAAUCACUGCCUUCCUCCUCAAUCCUGACUUACAUGAGUGAGAAUGAAGACCGAGAAUAUGAGUGAUGAUGAUGGAUGAUGACAAUGAUUAAUAUAAAUUAACUUGCUGUGUGUGUUUCCAAGUGGUAUUAUGAGAUUGUCCGAUGUGUGCUUGGGCUGAUGCGAAACCAGAGGAGGGAGCUCCAGUCUGUCUCCAUUUCAGCUGUUCUGUGUUUGUUCUGUCAUUCUGUCCGUCAGUUCUGCUUUCCAGAGACCUGUACUUUGAAUGACUACGAGGAACAUGACCUUGAACUAUAAAUGAUGAUUAUAAAUUCUCUUUGUUUGCUCCUCUUUCAUUUCCUCUGGCUUUUAUGUUCAAUUGUACCGCUAACUUUCUUGUA